AAAUGGCGGAAGGCAAUGGCGAACUGGUAGAGGACAUCAAUCAAAAAUCAGAAGAUCGCGGGGAUGGUGAAAGAACGGAAGAUUACCCAAAACUCUUGGAAUAUGGCUUAGAUAAAAAAGUUGCCGGCAAACUCGAUGAUAUUUACAAAACAGGUAAAUUAGCGCAUGUAGAAUUAGAUGAGCGCGCACUCGAUGCGCUCAAAGAGUUUCCGGUUGAUGGUGCCUUGAAUGUAUUGAGUCAGUUCCUCGAAUCAAAUCUGGAGCAUGUAUCGAAUAAGUCUGCGUAUUUAUGUGGUGUUAUGAAAACCUACAGACAAAAAAGCCGCGCCAGCCAACAGGGAGUGCCAGCGCCAGCGGCCACAGUUCCAGUUAAGGGACCGGAUGAGGAGAAAAUCAAAAAAAUUCUCGAAAGAACUGGCUACUCCUUAGAUGUGACCACUGGUCAGCGCAAAUAUGGUGGACCGCCACCCAAUUGGGAUGGUCCAACACCCGGCAAUGGCUGCGAAGUUUUCUGUGGGAAAAUUCCAAAAGAUAUGUUUGAGGAUGAAAUUAUACCGUUAUUCGAGGAAUGCGGUACAAUAUGGGACCUCAGACUAAUGAUGGAUCCGAUGACGGGUACAAAUCGUGGAUAUGCAUUUGUUACCUUCACGACGCGUGAAGCAGCCUCAAAUGCCGUACGACAGCUCGAUAAUCACGAAAUAAAACCUGGCAAGUGUCUAAAAAUUAACAUUAGCGUACCGAACCUGCGCCUAUUUGUAGGCAACAUACCCAAGUCGAAAGGCAAAGAGGAGAUAUUAGACGAAUUUGGUAAAUUAACAGCUGGCCUUAUUGAAGUGAUUAUCUACAGUUCACCAGAUGAUAAGAAGAAAAAUCGUGGAUUCUGCUUUCUCGAAUAUGAGUCACACAAAGCUGCAUCGCUGGCAAAACGAAGACUUGGUACUGGUAGAAUUAAGGUUUGGGGAUGUGAUAUCAUUGUCGACUGGGCCGAUCCGCAAGAGGAACCAGACGAGCAAACAAUGUCAAAGGUUAAAGUCUUGUACGUGAGAAAUUUGACACAGGAUGUUAGUGAGGAGAAAUUAAAGGAGCAAUUCGAGCAAUUUGGCAAAGUUGAACGCGUCAAGAAAAUCAAAGACUAUGCCUUCGUACAUUUCGAGGAUCGUGAUAGCGCCGUGAUUGCAAUGCGCGGUCUCAAUGGCAAAGAGAUCGGUGCUUCCAAUAUUGAGAAUGCUUCGCGUUUGCAGGUGUCGCUUGCCAAGCCACCAUCGGAUAAGAAGAAGAAGGAGGAAAUCCUACGCGCUCGCGAACGUCGCAUGAUGCAAAUGAUGCAAGGACGUCCCGGUCUGGUCGGCUAUGAACAAUUAUCUCCAUACAGAAACUUGUCGCCUACACACCCCAACAUGAUGUCCUUAGCUACGCCAAUGCGCCUGCCAGGUGGUCCACGAAUACCGCUGCGCGCACCAAUUCCGCGCGAUUACGAUUAUGAUUACGACCUUUAUGGUUAUUCGGAUUAUCGUGGCGGCUACAAUGAAUCCUAUUACGACGAUUUUUAUCGCACCUAUGAUGGAGAGUACUUCUUUGAUUAUCCACCGAGCGGUGUAGCACCAUUUCCAACUGGUGGACCCGCUGGUGGACUGCAGAGAACGGCCAGAAACAAUGUGGUGGGUCUAACAUUCUUCUAAUACUACUUACUACUACUAUAACUACCUACUAUAACUACUAGUACAUACUACCACAACUGUUAAUAAAUACGAUUCUCACUAGUACAUAGUUGUCUACAACUCCUGCCACACCUGCCAUUAAAACAACAGUUGUAUACUUUGCAAUUUCGUAAACAUAAUUUUUUUUUUUUUU
Rhagoletis zephyria (snowberry fruit fly) is the source of this 1851-nucleotide messenger RNA. It is a transcript of the gene Syp, whose product is annotated as synaptotagmin binding cytoplasmic RNA interacting protein. Gene Ontology annotation, molecular function: RNA binding. NCBI's taxonomy places the organism in Eukaryota, Metazoa, Arthropoda, Insecta, Diptera, Tephritidae. The record is from RefSeq and is a predicted model, not a curated record.